Anthostomella pinea is the source of this 1206-nucleotide messenger RNA. NCBI's taxonomy places the organism in Eukaryota, Fungi, Ascomycota, Sordariomycetes, Xylariales, Xylariaceae. The record is from the annotation of a GenBank genome assembly.
AUGAAGUCCAUGUCGGGUACCAUUGCCCUGCUGGUAGCAGGCGUCGUUCCCCUAGUCGCCGGCCAUGGGUACCUUACAAUACCCUCAAGCCGCACUCGACUUGGGUAUGAGGCCGGUGUAGACACCUGCCCCGAAUGCACCAUCCUCGAGCCGGUCGCCUCGUGGCCGGACCUCGACUCGGCGGCCGUCUCUCGUAGCGGCAUCUGCGGGUACAACGCGCGAGUCAGCGUCGACUACAACCAGCCGUCCAGCACCUACGGCUGGGGCGAGGACACGGUGGCGAGCUACAAUGCGGGUGACACCAUCGACGUGCAGUGGUGCGUCGACCACAACGGCGACCACGGGGGCAUGUUCACCUACCGAUUGUGCAGCAACCAGACGCUGGUGGACCUGUUUCUCGAUCCCACCUAUUUGCCCAGUGACGAUGAGAAGCAGGCCGCCGAGGACUGCUUCGAGGCUGGCGUGCUCGCGUGUACGGACGUGGAUGGGAAUGAGUGCGAUUACAGCGCCGACUGCACGGAGGACGAGCCGUGCUGGCGCAAUGACUGGUUCACCUGCAACGGCUUCGAAGCGGCGACUAAUCCGAAAUGCCAAGGCGUCGACAAUGCGGCUUUGGGGUCGUGCCUCACGACCAUUGCAGGCGGCUACACCGUCUCGAAGCAGGUAAAGAUCCCGGCCGAUUUCGCGAGCAGCGGGCACACCCUGCUGAGCUGGAAGUGGAACUCGUUCCAGACGGGGCAGAUAUACCUCAGCUGUGCCGACAUUGCGAUCGUGGGCGGCGGUGAUGGUGGCGGUAGUACGUCCACGUCCACAUCUACAGCUGUACCGACAACGACGUCUACGGCUGUACCGACAACAACAUCUACAACCACCCCCUGCUCGCUUAGCAGCGUGGCCGUGACCUUCACCGAGCAAGUCACCACGACCUACGGCCAGACGAUCAAGUUGGUCGGCUCGAUCUCCGAGCUCGGCAACUGGGACGUGGACUCCGCGCCCGCGCUGUCGGCCGCGCAGUACACGACCGCGAACCCCGUAUGGACUUACACGGUGAACUUGGCACCGGGUACAACGUUUGAGUACAAGUUUAUCAACGUCGCGUCAUCGGGGACGGCGAGCUGGGAGAGCGAUCCGAACCGAAGCUACACUGUGGCUGGCACGGAUUCGUCGUGCGAGAGUGCUGUCAUUGUGGGCAGCACCUGGCGAUAA